This is a messenger RNA of Mirounga angustirostris (Northern elephant seal), 5216 nucleotides long. Its product is annotated as small ribosomal subunit protein uS14-like. The record is from RefSeq and is a predicted model, not a curated record. Gene Ontology annotation, molecular function: structural constituent of ribosome; zinc ion binding. Bases 1649 to 1819 code for a protein of 56 amino acids. The transcript has a single exon. Gene Ontology annotation, biological process: translation. NCBI's taxonomy places the organism in Eukaryota, Metazoa, Chordata, Mammalia, Carnivora, Phocidae. Gene Ontology annotation, cellular component: ribosome; cytosolic small ribosomal subunit.
GGAGCACCUUCUUGUUCAAGGCCUGUCAACCUUUAUGCCUCCCUUUCCUCCCACCUGACCCCAAGCCCUUGGUAAUCUGCCGGGGGCGGGGGUGUUUGAUUCCCACAUACCUCUGGAAACUGGCCUCUUCUGACACCCACCUCCUAUCUCUGUUGUGUCCCUCCAAAUUCCAAGUUGAAGUCCUAACCCUCGAAACCUCAGCAUGUGACUGUGAUUCAGUUAAAAUCAGUAGGGUGGGCCCUAAUCCAAUAUGCUGGUGCCCUUAGAAGAGGACAUUUGGACACAGACACACACUUGACUAGGUUAAGGAAAUUUCCUUCUAGUCCCUAGUUUAUUCAUUUUAUUAAAUUAUAAAUGAGUGUGGAAUUUAUCACAUGUAUCUAUUGAAGUCUUUGUGAGAUAUACUUUGUUAAUGUGGGUAGGGCUGUCAAAAGAUGCUCCUUCCUCCAGGCAGCACAGCUCCAUCCCAGGGCCCACAGCCUGGCAGCAAAGCUUGAACUGAAUUUCAGCCCCCUUCAAGCCAUCAGCAAGAUGCCCACAUAUAGGUCACACCCUAUGAAGAGUCUGGCUCUAGGCCAAACCCUAUGUGUGAUGGUUCAGGCCUGACUGCAGGCAACUGUGAAGGCUUCCUUUGCCUGGCAGCCCUCAGGGGGUGGGGGUGGGAGUGGGGAAGCUGCCUUCCUAAGAGACUGGCUGCCCAGCCUAUGCAUUGCCAUCUGGAGGCAGUUAAGAGUCAAGCACUCAGCUCCCUAGCCCCAGCCCAGGCACGCUCUCACAUACACCUGCAAUACCUACAUUCCCAGCCUAGGAGUCUCCACCGGGAGAUUAAGGGGGCAAGGGGAGCACCUGAGACACUGCCCAGAUGCCUCUGCCUCUAGCCCUCCCCACUACCCUCCCCCUGGUGUCCAGCUCCAUUAAACACAAGAGCUUUUUGUUCGGGGCUCCCUGGACAAGACAGUGAGCAAGACAAUUGCCUUCCCCACUCCACCAACUCAGCUAACCUUUGCUCAAUGCUGUUUCAUGGAGGGAAAACAGAACUUUGGGAAGCCAGCAUUCUUUCCUGUUUAGCCUCUUGCUUGUACUAAGUAAAUAAAGGUCUGCCUGUUAACUUCUGGUUUGGCUCCUAGUCUUAAUGGACACUUUGACCUCUGGCAGCUCUGUGACAACGUACAUGACUAUAUUUGGUGGCUUGGUGGUCAGUGAUGUUAGAUUUUCUGAUAUUAAAUCACCCUUGAAAAAUGAGGAUAAAGCAAAGCUGGUAAUGCAGGAAAAUUUUUUUAAAGAUAUUUUGCUAGUAGGUUUGCUAAGAUUUUUAAUGGCUCAUUGAUUUUCAGUAUUUUUCUCUUCGUUUUUCAAUACUAGCAUGUACAAAUAUAAAUUGUCUCCUAAGUAUCUCUUUAGCCCCAUUACAUGAAUCUUAAUAUAUAGAGAAAAUAGCGGGGACAAAUGGGGGAGCAUUUCUGAUGGGGGAGCAUUUCUGGCAGGUUCAGGGUGAGUGAGGGAGGCCGAUGUGGCUACCCAUUUUCUCCUUUCUAAUAUAAUUUAUUCUCUGAGACAUGAGUUAUUUAGGAAUAUUUCAUAAUGUCCAAAUGUAUGUCUUGUUUAAAUUAACCCAUUUCUUUUGCCUCAUUGCAAUCGACAGAGCAAGAUGGGUCACCAGCAGCUCUACCAGAGCCAUCCGAGGAAAUUUGGCCAGGGUUCUUGUUUUUGCCGUGUCUGCUCAAACCAGCACGGUCUGAUCCAGAAAUAUGGCCUCAAUAUGAGCCGCCAGUGUUUCCAUCAGUACGAAAAAGAUAGAGGCUUCAUUACGUUGGAUUAAGUGAAUUCCUUGAGUGGGUCAUCCAAGAUAUAUACCUUAACUGCAGAUAUCCAAGACACCUACCUUAAUGCCAACCCAUUGUACAUAAAAUAAAAAUAUUCCCAUUAAAAAAAAAUUAGGGGCGCCUGGGUGGCUCAGUUGGUUAAGCAUCUGCCUUUGGCUCAGUUCAUGAUCCCAGAGUCCUGGGAUCGAGCCCCACAUCGGGCUCCCUGCUCAACGGGAAACCUGCUUCUCCCUCUCCUAGUCCCCCUGCUUGUGUUCUCUCUAAUAAAUAAAUAAAAUCUUUAAAAAAAAUUAACCCAUUUCUGUAGGUAUCUAGCUUAAUUGUAUCAUGAUCAGAGAAUAUAAAUAUGAUUCUGAUCUUUUGGUCUUUUUUGUGAUUUGUUUUGUGUCCUAGUAGAUGGCCAGCUUUUGUAAAUAUUCUAUAUAUACUUAAAAAAUGAAUAGUCUCGGAGUGCCUGGCUGGCUCUGUUAGAGGAGUGCAUGACUCUUGAUCUCAGGGUCAUGAGUUCAAGCCCCACUCUGGGUGUAGAGAUUACUUAAAUAAAUAAAACUUUAAAAAAAUGAAUAGUUUCUUUUUUAAAAUUUUACUUAUUUAUUUGAGAGAGAGAGUAUGAGCAAGGAGGAGAGGGAGAGGAAGCAGACUCCCCACUGAGCGGGGAGUCUGAUGUGGGGCUCCAUCAGAGGACCCUGGGAUUGUGACCUGAGCUGAAGGCAGCCACUUAACUGGCUGAGCCACCCAGGCGCCCCCAAAAUGAAUAGUUUCUAAUCAUUGUAAACAGAGUUGGAGAUAUUUCCAUUAGAUCAAGCAUGUUGUGCGCUUCAAAUCUUCCAUAGCCUCUUAAUUUUUGGUCUACUUGUUAUAUGAGUUGAUCUCACUGUAUUAGAAUACAUGUGUUAAAAUCUACCACCGUAACUGUGAUUUGGCAAUUUCUCUUUUUAAUUUCAUCUUUACAUGCUCUGAAACUAUAUUAUUGGGUGCAUAUAAAUGUAGAAAAGAUAUAUCUUCCUGGUAAAUUGUUCUUAGUAUUUAACUAUGACUAUCUUUAACCCUAAUAUGUUUUUGCCCUAAAGUCUGUUUUGUUUGGUAUUAAAAUAGAUACACCAACUUCUCUAUUUUUUAAUAUAAAAUUUUUGUGUAUCAUUUUUUUAAGUCUAUCUCUUGCAAACAGUUCAGAAGUAGCUUUUAUUAUUUUAAAAAAUUGGACAGUAUCUUUUAUCUGGCAGGUUCAAUUCAUUUACACUUAUUAUGAUUACUGACAUCUUUUUUUUACCAUCUAAUUUUGUACUUUUUUUUUUUAAAGAUUUUAUUUAUUUAUUUGUCAGAGAGAGAGUGAGUGAGUACACAAGCAGGGGAGCGGCAUGCAGAGGGAGAAGCAGGCUUCCCGCGGAGCAGGGAGCCCAGUGUGGAACUCGAUCCCAGGACCCUGGGAUCCUGACCUGAGCCGAAGGCAGAUGCAUAACCGAAGGCAGAUGCUUAACCGACUGAGCCACCCAGGCGUCCCUGUACUUUCUAUUAAUCAAGACUUUCUGUGAUUCUGUAUUUAUUUUUUCCUAUCUUCUACUGGGUUUUCCCUAUUACCCUUUCUAUUUUCUAAUGGUUUAAAAGUUAUUCAUUCAGGGCACCAGGCUGGCUCAGUCAGUGGCUUGCCACUCUUGAUCUCAGUGUUGUGAGUUCAAGCCCCACACUGGGUGUAGAGAUUACUUAAAAAUAAAAUCGUAAAAAAAAAAAAAAAGUUAUUCAUUCAAUAUCUAUUCUUUUGGUGUUAUGUACUUUUAAAAAAUUGAGUUAUGGGGGUGCUUGGGUGGCUCAGUCGUUGUCUACCUUCAGCUCAGGUCAUGAUCCCAGGGUCCUGGGAUCGAGCCCCUCAUCGGGCUCCCUGCCCGUCGGGAAGCCUGCUUCUCCCUCUCCCAUUCCCUGUCUCUCUCUGUCAAAUAAAUAAAUAAAAUCUUUAAAAAAAUAAAAAUAAAAAACUGAGUUAUAACAUGCACAUAGAAACGUGUAUUCUCCAAGUUUAUUCAUCUUCAAGAUUGCCUUGGCUACUCUUGAACCUUUGCAUUUCUGUAUCAAGUUUGGAUUUUGCUUUUUAAUUUUCACAUGCAUGCACAUGUGUGUGCACACAUACACACACACACACCCCCUGUUGAGAUUUUGAUUGGAUUUUCACCAAAUUUAAAAGAAUGGACAUUUUUACACUAUUAAAUCUUCUAAUCAAAGAACGUGAACAUUUUUUCAUUUACUUAAGGGCUUUACAUUUUUUUCUCUAUUUUAUAGUUUUCAGUGUAAAACAGUGGUUCUUAACUAGAAAUAAUUUUGCACUCUUUUUUUAAUAGCAGCCCAAGCUGACUAAUUUACCUCCACAACAAAUACUUAUCCAUUCCAAAGUGUCAAUAGUGCCAAGUUGAAUAAGUGGUAUUCAACUUAUUAGAUUAUUUUCCCAGACAGCUCUAUUUCGUUUUUUCCAGUCCUUACACUUUUUCUUUUCCUUGCCCUACUAAACUGGCAAGAACUAUGUUGAAUAAGCAUAAUAUCCCCAGGAAAGCUUUCAAUAUUUCCCUACUACAUAUGAUAUUCUUGGUAGGUUUAUAGUUGACAGUUAUCAGAUUUUAAAAAAUUAUCCUCUAUUCUUAGCUUGCUAAAGAGUCCCCCCUGCUUAUUCAUGAAUAGGUAAAUUUUAUCAAGUGCAUUUCCUAAUUUGUCAAGAUAAUUAUAUGGGUUUUUUUUCUUCUUGUUUCUCUCUUUCAUGUGGUGAACUGAUUGAUUUUCAACUAUUAAACUCCCCUUGUAUACUUGGAAUAAACUGCCCUUAGUUUUGAUGCAUUACUUUUCUUUUUUGUAAUAUACUUGUCAGACUUUUGUGAUUAGAAUGUGUUGACCUCAUAAAUGAGUUGGCAAGUGUUUCCUAUUUUUCUAUUCCUCAGUAAGAGUUUGUGUAAAACUGAUAUUUCUUCUUUAAAUGGUUGGAAAAUUUUGCCAGUGAAGCUAGUUUGGCCUGAGGUUUUCUUUGUGAGGUUUUUAACAAUGGAUUCAAUCUCUUCCAUAGAUAUCAAACUAUUCAGCUUUUCUACUUCUUGUUCUGUAAGUUUGGUAAGCUGCAUUUUAAAAGUGUAAAGUUAUUCCUAACAUCUGUAGCAUAACUGUAUGAUCUGUAGUGAUGCUCUUUUAACAGCACUCCAACCAGUCUUAAAGGUUGACUUGCUUUAAGUUAACACACACCUUACUUGCUGACCUAAGGCCUUUGAUAGGUAACAGAACUAAUUUACUCUCUUUGACGUCCACAGACCACUGGCCUUGAGGAGUGAAAGACCAAAUUUUCCCAGGCCACAGGGGCCAUCAAGUCUGAAAAUGUCUUGGCUUUCUGACUAGCCCAGCAAUUUAACAACAUAUUUUUCUUUU